UGGCAGUUGGCACCGACGAAAGUCUGCAAAACCUCCCCAACUUUAAAUUAAUUCCACCGCCAUGACACAGUCCAUCGCUUCGCCCUUCGCCCCUCCUCUACUGCUCCCUCCCUCUCUGCCGCGAAAACCAACCGAUCCCCAAACACAGAGCGCCCACAUAUUAUCGCACCGUCGUCUCGGCCUUCGAUCUUUCUCCGAAUCCCUAAGUCCAAUCGUUACGUUUGUCUUCAACCAUUGUUCUCCAUUAUUCUUGCUUCUUUGUUGUUCGCCAAAUACCCGAUUCUUAGGCAGUUUGAAAGCACCGUUCUUUUUCUCUCUUUUUUAUGCUUUUUUUUAAGACCGAUGGAGGAAUUUCGUUUAUAAGUUGCAAUAUACUGAGGAUUCCUACGGAAACUUGAUGCAAUUACGCAAGGCUUUUUUGUUUCCUCUCUUAUCUGUGAUCUGAACGAAGCUUUAUUCUUAAUCUUCUGCUCUAGUAGUAUACUAUUCGGUGUCGAUUUUGAAGUUUCGGUUCCAUUUAUUGAACGCUUUGUGCUUUAUUGACUUCUUGGCUUUUUAUCACUGAAUAGUGCUGGAUUCUGGGAAUCUUUAGGGUUUCUUCAGGACUCUCUGGAGUUGUAUGAUUGAGGCUGGUGAUGGUGAAAGUGGAGGCUGAGAGCAAGGGCGCCAGUAAGCGAUGGAGCGGGUUGGUGGUUGGAGCUCUUAUUGUCAUCUUUAUCGCCAUGGCUAUGUCUUUGAGAAUCUCUUCGUAUUUAUCGCCUUUUGGACGGACUAGCAUGCCUUGCCAAUGUUCUAAGUAUAGUGGCAUUGUUGAGGAUUGUUGUUGUGAUUAUGAGACGGUGGACCGACUUAAUGAGGAAGUUUUGCACCCAUUACUCCAAGAGCUUGUAAAAACUGCAUUCUUCCGAUAUUUCAAGGUUAAGUUGUGGUGUGACUGUCCUUUCUGGCCUGAUGAUGGUAUGUGCCGCCUGCGGGAUUGCAGUGUUUGUGAAUGCCCAGAAAGUGAGUUUCCUGAACCAUUUCGGAGGCCCCAUCAUGGCCUCUCACAAGAUGAUCCAAUCUGUCAAGAGGGAAAGCCACAGGCCACUGUGGACCGUACAAUAGAUACUAAAGCUCUCAGAGGCUGGACAGUGACAGACAAUCCCUGGACAAAUGAUGAUGAAACUGACAAUUCUGAGAUGACAUAUGUCAAUCUUCAACUGAAUCCUGAACGCUACACUGGCUACGCUGGCCCAUCUGCUAGAAGGAUAUGGGAUGCUGUCUACAGUGAGAACUGCCCCAAGUAUCCAUCUGAAGAGUCAUGCCAAGAGGAAAAGAUAUUGUACAAAUUGAUAUCUGGUCUUCACUCUUCGAUCUCAAUCCAUAUAGCUGGUGAUUAUCUACUUGAUGAAGCUAGAAACUUGUGGGGUCAAAAUCUCUCGUUGAUGUAUGACCGGGUCCUACGAUACCCAGAUCGUGUCAGAAACUUGUACUUCACAUUUCUCUUUGUUCUCCGAGCUGUGACAAAGGCAGCAGAUUAUUUGGAAUAUGCCGAGUACGAUACUGGUAACCUGACUGAGGACCUGAGGACUAUGUCCUUGAUGAGACAGCUACUUUUCAAUCCUAAACUAAAAGCUGCAUGCCCAAUCCCAUAUGACGAAGCUAAAUUGUGGAGAGGUCAACGUGGACCUGAACUAAAGCAGAAAAUCCAACAGCAAUUCAGAAACAUAAGGGCAUUGAUGGACUGUGUAGGAUGUGAGAAAUGUCGUCUGUGGGGAAAGCUUCAGGUCCUUGGUCUUGGUACUGCAUUGAAAAUCCUUUUUUCUGUCGAUGGUCAGGAACAGUUGGGUCAGACUCUGCAUCUACAACGGAAUGAAGUCAUUGCCCUAAUGAAUCUACUGAAUCGACUGUCAGAGUCUGUAAAAAUUGUCCAAGAAAUGGGGCCUUCUGUUGAAAAAAUCAUGGAAGGUCAGAUGUCUUCACCCAGUGCUCCAAAGAGGUCAUGGCAAUGGAUAUGAGUAUCCAUGAUCAAAACCAAGGCAUACCCCACUCUCAAUGGCAUCAUUUAGUUUGGCGGUUUGCUUCUUGAUCUAAGCAGUUUGUGUUGUGUGCUUUUUAUUCACGUUCCUUGCAGGUAAGUAGAAAUCACUAAACCCCAUUUGAGACAGGUAUUGUUACUUCUGAAAAAUAGGAUAUCAAGAAAGUGCAGUGUGGGUUUCAGAAAGAAUGGUACCAUGGAAAGGAUAGAAUAUAUGUGUAUAAGAACCAUUUCAAGACAGGUGAACGUGGUUUUAAAAAUUUUGAAAUCUUAAUAGUGAACAUUCUGCACUCUUAUUUUUCA
Molecule: messenger RNA, 2320 nt
Organism: Carya illinoinensis
Lineage: Eukaryota; Viridiplantae; Streptophyta; Magnoliopsida; Fagales; Juglandaceae
Product: endoplasmic reticulum oxidoreductin-2-like
Exons: 11
Coding region: 636-1997 (453 amino acids)
Biological process (GO): protein folding in endoplasmic reticulum
Cellular component (GO): endoplasmic reticulum; endoplasmic reticulum membrane
Molecular function (GO): thiol oxidase activity; FAD binding; protein-disulfide reductase activity
Source: RefSeq, a predicted model, not a curated record